This is a messenger RNA of Fukomys damarensis (Damara mole-rat), 1757 nucleotides long. RefSeq names its product F-box protein 48 (gene Fbxo48). The record is from RefSeq and is a predicted model, not a curated record. Gene Ontology annotation, biological process: SCF-dependent proteasomal ubiquitin-dependent protein catabolic process. The transcript is spliced from 4 exons. NCBI's taxonomy places the organism in Eukaryota, Metazoa, Chordata, Mammalia, Rodentia, Bathyergidae. The coding region runs from base 831 to 1298 and encodes 155 amino acids. Gene Ontology annotation, molecular function: protein binding. Gene Ontology annotation, cellular component: SCF ubiquitin ligase complex.
CUUGUCAUUGCUCGAGUUCUUGGGACUUGGGUAGCCGCAGUCCACACAGACCACGCUAGAAAAGUGGUCUGUGUGAGACGCGAGGUCAUUACCCGACCUUAGGGGAGGGGUGGUCCAGACGGGGAGAGCCGAGGGGCACCUGACCCGCCAGUGACACUUGAAAGGGAAUCUCACCUAAUUGGAGGGACGCGCGCCUCUCGGUUUUUGAGUAGUAUUCCAGACAUCUGGUCGAAGCCGAACCUGGAAAAUUUCCAGUGAGAUUUAAAAAACCCUGCCCACCGCAUCUCCACUUCAAAUCGAAAGCUUUCGUCCACCUCUUUUGACGCGACGUGGAAUUCUUUUGACGCUAAGAAGCAUUUUAUUCUCCAGUGAGAUCCUGGGAGAAGUAGCAAAUCUUUAACUGCCGAACGCCCAAGAGGAAAUCCUCUGCUGAACACCGACAUUAAAUUUACUGAGUACCACGACUAAUUUGGAUCAUAAGUUAAUGAAUGCAAGCCACUUUGGUCUUGGCAACAUAAUCGAGUAACACUUGUAGAAAAGGGAACUAUUAUCAGACGAUUAAAAAAAAUAGCUGUAUUUUAAGUCCCUCUGUUACACCCCAAACCCUUAUUUUUAAAAGGGAGAAAAACAUGUUAUAAACUGAUUUUAAAUAAAUACAAGCUGUCUUUAUAUACAAAAGUAGUUCAAGAGUGGUGAUGUACACCGCUAUGGUUACCAUGAUUCAGAAGCCUGCACCAACCUACCUUGAAUAAUUAGCUGAAACUGCACUUGAAAUCAUUAGUCACACGUUCUAGGUUACAGAUGAGGAUAAUUUACUAAAACAUCACGUUAUGAAGAAAAAUUCCAAAAGGAACAAUAAAUUGAGAGUUUGUGACAUAGUAUUGAACUCUGUGGAUGCUGAGAAGGAAAACAAGGAGAGUCAAAAUAAUUUUGUUGAACUGCUACCUCUAGAAGUCACUUUUAAAAUUUUCAGUCAGCUAGACAUUCAGAGUUUGUGCAGAGCUUCAGUGACGUGCAGGAGCUGGAAUCACACAAUAAGAAAUAGUGACUCCUUAUGGAAGCCUCACUGCUUGACUGUCAGAGCUGUGUGCCGAAGAGAAAUCGAUAAUGACCUGGAGAAUGGGUACUCCUGGAGGGUAAUACUAGUGAGGAAUUACCAGAAGAGUAAAGUGAAAUACGAAUGGUUAAGUGGCAGAUACAGCAACAUCUGUUCUCCCGUUAGCCUACCAGAAAAAAUCAUGUGCCCAAUGGAUGCAGAUACAUGGGGAGAAAUUCUUCAAGCAGAACUAGAAAGAUAAGUGAAAAAAUCAUAAACAUCUUGUAAAUCUGAGAGUUUAAAACAAAUGAUUCAGGGUGCAAAACAUGUAUUUUAUCUAUACAUUUUCUCCACCUUUUUAAUAUUUAACAAGAAAAUAGUAGAAAACAUUGUUAAAGUAAAGCUUUAUAUUUAUUUUGCACUUUAGUAAAAAACAUUUUUAUGGUUUUACUGUCUUGUGAAAAAUCAUGGAAUGUUAUUUUUAUAAAAAAUAAUAUACUGAUAGAAUUAUUUCAAAAUAUAUUGUUUCAUGUAUUGUGUUAGUAUAGUGCAGUAAUUUCAACAAUAGAGCUUAAUGUUUUCUGUUUAAAGAUAAUUUUUAAAAUUUAGCGAGCAACUUGAAGCAGCUAUCUUUUGAGGUCUAUCAAGAAUAGAUGGUAACCAGGGCCAGGGAGUUAGCUCAGUGGUGCUGCCACCUGCCUCACAAGCACAAGGUCCCAAG